Phasianus colchicus (ring-necked pheasant) is the source of this 3431-nucleotide messenger RNA. The record is from RefSeq and is a predicted model, not a curated record. NCBI's taxonomy places the organism in Eukaryota, Metazoa, Chordata, Aves, Galliformes, Phasianidae.
CGCUUGGGGGGGGCGGUCCUGAGGGUCUGAAGGGGUGGGGGGGGUUGGGGCUGAGGAAAGGGAAGGGGUGCAUUUGGGGGUCCGUAGUUCAGCCCCCUCCCCUUUUUUGCCCCACCUUUGCCCCACUUCUGCCCUUUUUUGCCCCCCAGCCCCAUUUUUUGUCUCGUUUGAUACUGAAGCGCCCUGACCUCGUUCACUGUGUCCUUCUGAGUUUCCUUCCCCCCCCCUUUUGCCCCAUAACCCCAUUUUUGCCUCAUUCUGGCACCAUUUGGAUCCAGUUUGCCCCCAUGUCUCCAUUACCAUCCUCGUUUUGCCCCUCUCGCCCCGUUCCCCCCCCCCUUUUUGCCCCAUAACCCCAUUUUCUGUCUCAUUCCCACAUUCUCACCCCCAUUCUUGUGCAGCUCAGCCCCUAACGAUGCUUUCCCCCCUCUUUUGCCCCCGUUUCCCCCAAUUUGAGGUCCUUUGGCCCUGGCUCUGACACUUGGCCAUGCUUUCUCCCCGCAGCUCCUCCACUCCCCUCCUGUGUGCUGCAGGAGAUGGCGAGCCUGACAGACCGCCUGUGGUUCAUUUUUUGGGAGAGCAGCCUGGCCUUCCUCUCCUUCCUAACCAACCUGCACUCUGCUUUCGUGAUUGAGCUCGUCCUGCUCUCCUUCCUCAAAUGCCUUCACUGUGUGGUUGAAAACUACGUGGGCUUUACGGAGAAAAGAUAUUCCAGACCUUCCUACCCAAAGUUCUUCCAUUUCUGCUUCAUCUGUCUCAUGAGGCUCCUUUUCUACGUGGUAUUCAUAGUCGAAAUGAUUGGAGUCCGCACCUUCCCCCUCUUUGCUGCCCACCCCACAUACCUGGCCAUGAAGAACGUCAGGAAAGCAGCAGUGGAUCUCUUCACAUCGUGUUUCGCCAGUCUCAAUGGGAGCACGCUCCUCCCCGGUGCCACCCUGGAGGAGCUGCCGGCCGAGGACAACGGCUGCGUCAUCUGCCGCGAGGAGAUGGGGACGGAGGUGACGGCUCUGCCGUGCUGCCACGUCUUCCACACCAGCUGCCUGCGGUCCUGGUUCCAGCGCCAGUGGACGUGUCCCAUGUGUCGGAUGCCCGUUCCGCGUGUGUCCUACCCUGAGCUGAUGCCCCUCGACCCUCCAGUGCAACCUCCUGACCCUCCAUCACGGCCCUCGACGCCACCGCAGACCUCUCCGGAUCCUGAGCCCCAAGAGUGGUAUCCCUCUGAGGAAGAGGAGGAAGAGGAGGAAGAGGAGGAAGAGGAGGAGGAAGAAGAGCAGCCAUCAGCCCAAAUUCUGAGCCAGGAAAUCAUUCAGCACUACCAGGAAUGUUUCACCCGCACUGAGCACGAGAAGAUCACCGCGUGGCUGCUGCGCUGCUGGGACAACGAUGCCAAUUCUGUUCAGUUGGAAGGCAGGUAUCUCCGCCUGUUGGGACCUCUCUGCAAUCAGUUGGCUGUGGACAGCAUGAUCUGCAGGGGGGAAGACCAAACGCUCACCCUCUGGAAGCGAAUGCUGGGCGCCGUCAGGCAGUGCUACCAGGGGUACAUAAUGCCCCGCUUGCGCUCCUGGUUCACCUUGGAUGAGGCCAUCCAGUACCUGCGGGAGCUGGCUGUGGCGGAGAUGCUGUACGACGAAUCCUUCAACCCCGAGGACCCUGAUGCAGACAGCUGCCCCGACGCCUUCAAAUGCACGCCCAUGAUGUGGUUGUAUCUCACCACGAGCGCGCCACCCGAAUUCAUCAGCACGGUGACGGCCGUGAAGUGCAUGUGCCACAACGCGGUCCCAGUGAGGCUCCUGGCUUCUUUCCUCCAAGAGUACGAUAAAAACGUCACGUCUGCUCAGAGGGAGUGCUUCUCUCUGGUGCGGGAAUUGGCUGAAGAAGUGAAAAAACUGUCCAGGGAGGUCCAGCAGCUUAAAAAGGCCAAGCUUUGCUCCUCGUCUGCGCCGACCGACGAGUUGGCUGUGCGGGAUGUCCAAGAUGGACAUCCUUCCAGCUCUGCUCUAGCGCUGGUUGAAGACGGCUGCGUGCCGCGCCUCACCUUCUGGUUUUACCUGCGUGAUCACGGGGAGAACAUGAAGAAGUGGGAUGGGAAACCCACCUCAGCCCUGCAGAGAAGGGUGGAAGAGCUGCUGAGGAGGUCUGGCCGCCCCGAGGGCUCUUCCAGGAGGAGGGCUGCUGCCAGGCGCCGCGAUGCCUGCGCUUUUCCAUAGGUAUUCCAUGUGGAGUGGCGGGGUGGAGUCGGGGUUCCCAAAGUGCUCCGUUGGGUUUGUUGGAGAUAUCUAAAUGGUUUAUCAGGAUGGUAUCUCUGAUGAAGAAGAUUUUAUUUGCCAUUGCAAUGGUGGGCCUCCUGCAAGCGGGAGAGCGUGCAGAAAACAAUCUUACAUCUUUUAUUCCCUAUUACUCGACGCUUCUCUCUUUCUGCCCUGUUUCCUCAUUGGCUGAGUGCUUCAGGAUCACAAUCUUCCCGAUGCUCAACUAAGCAGGGAUACUGAAUAAACAUUAGUUGCUACCUAAGCAUAUAUCACAAAUUAGUUAAUUUCUCACGUUUGCUCAUUCAGCACUCGGUCACUGUUUCUGCACGUCUGCUUGUCGUGGCAAUAGAGAUAAGCUUGGAAGGAGGAUAGGGGAAGGAUCUUCAUGCCUGCCUGUUGCAUCCCAACCUGCCCACAGAGCGAGGCAAUCCAGCCUUGUGUAGAGGCCCUUAGCUCUACAGUGUGCUUUCUGGUCCUUAAAACUGUACCUACGUUAUUUGGAACAUUUAAAAACUAUUGCAGUUUUGCAACCCUGGAAUUAAUCACGUAAUUCAGCAACUCUAUUUCUAAGGUAUGUUACUAACGUAGACGGUAUUUCUACUUUUUCAUAUCAGUUCUUUGUAAGGACAAGUUACAAAAUACAAACAAAAUACAAAAAAAAGAAUGGCGCUCUGCUUCUUCAGAUCAAUUCCCCCUUUUUAACAUCUAAUACAGAAACGGUGUUCCAUUCCUACAGGUUCCAGGAGGAGAUGAGGAGGGGGGUGAUGAGGAGGGGGACGAUGACAAGUUCCCCCUGUGCUCGGUGUUGUGCCCUGAGAUGCUUCUCUUCUGCUUUCUGAUGGGCCACAAGUUCCUUUCUGCUCAGUAAACCAGCUGCUUUCUCUCCCACAGGAGCCCUCAGCCCUCCAUGGGGGGAGGCAGGAGGGAAGGGAGGACCCCCCCGUUGCAGGAUCCCUCCAUAGAAUGCUUUUCUGUAGAAAAUGAGGAAAAGCUGUUUUAUUUCCCCUCACGUUACGUUUCCUGACAGAAACUGAGGAAAAGAGGCGUUAUUUCCUUUUGCUUUAUGCUUCCUGGCAGAAAACGAGAAGAAAUGGUUCUGUUUCCUGAUAGAAAAUGAGGAAAAGUGCAUUUAUUUCCCGUGGUGUUCCAUUUUCUGACAGGAAACGAGGAACGGCUCCAAUU